Messenger RNA from Exophiala viscosa, 351 nucleotides. RefSeq lists its product as uncharacterized. The transcript has 3 exons. Lineage: Eukaryota; Fungi; Ascomycota; Eurotiomycetes; Chaetothyriales; Herpotrichiellaceae. The coding region runs from base 1 to 351 and encodes 116 amino acids. The record is from RefSeq and is a predicted model, not a curated record.
AUGGCUCCGGGUCCCGGUCCGCAGCCGCCGGCAGCUGGACCCUUCUUCCUGACCAUGACGGUUACAGCCAGGUCGGUGCAAGAUACCGAUUCACUUUAUGAUGUGUUUGCUGAGCAGCGCGCCGGGGCGCUACAAGAAGGAGGAGCGACUGCUUUCCUCGUGGGACGCGGCAUAGGGGCCAAUCAGCAUACCAUCACGAUUUUUGAGCAAUAUGACGAUAUCUCCGCUUUCCACAGAGUCCACAGUCCCGAGUUCAAAGACGAAAAGUAUUUCGAAUCGAGGCGGAUGGUCAUGGCAUUAAAGGAGUCAAUGCAUGUUGAGUUCUUCCAGAUCCGAUGGUCUGGGUUGUGA